AUGGCGGCGAUGAAGAAAUCAGCUGUGAUAUACCACUAUCCUUGUCCGGACGGCGCCUUCGCCGCCUUGGCCGCACACCUCUACUUCUCCCACUCUUCGUCCGCCGCCUCUCCUCCACCCCUUUUCUUCCCGAACACCGUCUACUCUCCUCUCAGAGCCGAUGAUUUACCGUGCGAUGAAAUCGAAAGCGUCUACCUUCUCGAUUUUGUGGGGCCGCCCGGUUUCGUCCAGCAGCUAUCUCCUAAAGUUGGGAGGAUCGUGGUCCUAGAUCAUCACAAGACUGCACUAGAGACAUUGGGUUCGGGCGCAUCAGAUAGUGGAAAUGUGACUAAAGUGAUUGAUAUGGAGAGGAGUGGAGCAACUAUAGCUUAUGACUAUUUCAAGGAGAAACUCUUUGGUGUGGGAGCCAACACUGCCAAAGGCACUGCCUUUAGUGAAUUUCGGAGGAUGCGGAGAAUGUUUGAGUAUAUUGAGGAUGGUGAUUUGUGGAGGUGGUGCCUUCCCAAUAGCAAGGCGUUUAGCAGUGGCUUGAAAGAUUUGAACCUUGAAUUUAAUGUCAAAUUGAAUCCCUUCUUGUUCCAACAAUUGCUCUCGUUAGACCUUGACACAUUAAUAAAUCAAGGUAAGUCAAGCUUGGCGCAUAAACAGAAUCUUAUAGAUGGGGUGCUUGAGCAGUCAUACAAAAUCACACUUGGUGGUGAAGCUCACGGGCAGUGCUUGGCUGUCAAUGCAGAUUCCAUACAGCGAUUAAGGAGUGAGCUUGGGAAUCUAUUAGCUAAUAAAAGCCUGAAGAUGAACUUAAGGGGGAUUGGAGCUGUUGUGUACAGAGUACCCGAGCUUGGAAAUGACCGACUGUUGAAAAUUAGCCUAAGGAGUACUCCGGAUGAGGACACCACACCCAUAUCUCAGAAAUAUGGAGGCGGAGGUCACAAGAAUGCCAGUUCAUUCAUGUUGGACACUGAAGAAUUUGAAAAAUGGAAGGUUUCUGUUCGAUAA
Molecule: messenger RNA, 996 nt
Organism: Striga hermonthica
Lineage: Eukaryota; Viridiplantae; Streptophyta; Magnoliopsida; Lamiales; Orobanchaceae
Source: the annotation of a GenBank genome assembly